Molecule: messenger RNA, 2958 nt
Organism: Rhagoletis pomonella (apple maggot)
Lineage: Eukaryota; Metazoa; Arthropoda; Insecta; Diptera; Tephritidae
Gene: Atg16
Product: autophagy-related protein 16
Exons: 7
Coding region: 311-1618 (435 amino acids)
Biological process (GO): autophagosome assembly
Cellular component (GO): autophagosome membrane
Molecular function (GO): protein binding
Source: RefSeq, a predicted model, not a curated record
GGCUGACAAACAAAAUCUCCGCUGCAUUUCGUUCGUUCUUGUUACUUUAAUCGCCUACGACGCGCGUUUACAGUUUUCACGGAAAUUUUAAGACGAUUUGUUCAUAUUAAAUAUUUUCAUUAUCUUGCGAUACAAAAUAAAAAAAAAAAACCUGUGCUUUGAAAAAUAUUAAUAAACUUGAAUACAAAACUAGUGUAGCAUAUAGUGAAAAAAUACCGCUGAAAAAAAAACAAAACAUAUACAAAUAAAAAUUAUAUAGAACUAUCGACGUAGAGAAAGUUUUAGAGAAUUUCACAACAGUGCAAAUAAGAUGCGUAAAGCGAUUACUAAACGCCUUUCUAUUUCCAUACAGGACGAAAAUCGCUGCCUACUGGAUCGUUUGAUGCGGUACAAAUCGAAGGAUGCCGACAAGUUAAACGAAGAGAACGAGAAUUUCCUAAGAAAAAGACUGCCGUCAAUUUUCAGAAAACGUUCGGACAAAUUGAAACGCGAUCUAGAAGACGCCGUCCGUGAACCCAAUUCACAACAUCGCAAUUCGGGUAGUCCAUCGCAACUGGGCGACGAAGGUGACUGUAUCUCGUUGACUGGCGGUAAUAACGGUGCCGUUGGCGGGGUAGGUGACUACUACAAUCUCGAUGAAAUGUUGGGACCUCUACAUGAACCAAACCUCAAUCCGUGCUUAGUGUCUUCCUCAAUACCAACAACAAUAUUUAUGAAAUUCGAAGCGCACGACAACGAAUCGCAUGCGGUGCGUUGGAGUCCCGUGGAGCGGCUAGUGGCGACCGGUGGUGGCGAUCGUAAGGUCAAGCUGUGGGAUGUGGCGAAAGUUGCGCAGGAACCACGCGCCGUUUUGGGCGGCAGUAGUGCCGGCAUCAAUUCCGUGGACUUUGAUUCGACUGGCACUUAUAUACUCGGCACCUCAAAUGAUUAUGGCGCUCGCGUGUGGACGGUGGCGGAUAGUCGAUUAAGGCAUACACUGACGGGACAUAGCGGAAAAGUAAUGGCGGCUAAGUAUCUACAAGAGCCUAUUAAGGUGGUGACCGGCAGCCAUGAUCGCACGCUAAAAAUCUGGGAUUUGCGCAGCAUUGCCUGCAUCGAAACGAAAUUCGCCGGUUCAAGCUGCAACGAUCUGGUGACCACUGACAGUCUCGGCUCAACCAUCAUCAGUGGGCAUUAUGAUAAAAAGCUGCGCUUUUGGGAUAUACGCACAGAGAAGCAAGCGGAUGAUAUAUUGAUGCCAGCGAAAAUCACAUCGAUUGAUCUGUCAAAGGAUGGCUACUACCUAAUUUGUUCGAUUAGAGAUGAUACAAUUAAACUAUUAGACUUACGCAAAAAUCAAAUAAUUUCAUCGUUUUCCCAUGAAAAUUUCAAACUCAGCUGUGAUUGGGCGCGAGCCUCAUUCAAUUCGUGCGGUUCCAAGGUUGCGUGUGGGUCAUCCGAUGGUUUAGUUUAUAUUUGGAAUGUCAUGGGAGAACUGGAGGCGACACUAAAAGGACACACUUCUGGUUCCGGUUUCUUUCACAGCUCUGCGGUGAACGCGGUCAGUUGGUGCCCCAACAGCAAUGCGCUAGCUUCGGUGGGCAAAGGCAAACGCUGCAUCAUAUAUACCGAGUCGUAGCCAAAGGUUGCUGGAAUUAGAGUCGUGAGGCCAAAGCGAGCCGCGACAGAGGCGGAAGUGUCGGAAAUAGAGGAGCAUGGUUAAGCGGUAGCGAUUGUUGAAUACCGGAUACAGCAGCGUAUAACACUAAACCAAAAUAAAAAACAAUUCAUGAAACACCAAGAACAACACCAGUGGCAAGUGGCAUGGGGUGGCGCGUAAAAAUUUCUGCGCUUUAGUGGGGUAACAUUAAGUGAUGCAGGAGGGAUAGUCAUUGCAAAGAAGAAUGAAAAAAUAUAUAUUUUUGCAGUGUUCAAAGUCUGUUUAUUUUUGAAAUAGUACAUGGUACAUAAAUAUGUAAUAGUUGGCUUACAAUUGAAUUAAGAAGAGAAAAACAGGAAUACAAAUUCGUAAUUGUGUAUGAAAAAUGCAAAUAAGAUAGAAAUUAGAUUUAAGGCGUGCUGAAUUUAAAUAAAAUAAGAUUUUGUGUUGGAUAAAAAAUUAACUGUUAGUCAUGAAUAGCAAAUAUUUUGAAAUAAAUUGUAAUAUUCAUUAAGUUAGUGUUUUUGCAAUAAAUUGAUUGAAUUAAAAUAAUUAUUAAAAAGUUACUUAAAGAUGAAAAGUGCCAAGUUCAUUUUAGAGAAAUUUUCAUGAGACGAAAAACCUUCUCAGUAACAAUAAUACUAUUUGAAUAUUUUGAGUAUGUAAGUACAGCAGUGUUCACGAAAAUAGCAGCAUGGCGUAUUGACAAGUUUUGCCGAUUUAAUUCCCUUUUACCUAAUUUUAAUAUUUAAUUUUUUUGUAAAUACAGUUAACUCUAAACAAAACCCAUACAAAUGGGAAGUUUCGAAUUUCCUAUAAAAUUAAUAAAAAAAUCAAAAAAUUUAAGGUUUUUAUCAGUCUUUUUUAUAUGCAGUUUUAUAGUUUCUUAAAUUUUAUUAAAAUGCAUAUUCAAGUUGCUUAGAACUCGCGUUGAUUUUUAAUAUAUAUAUAUAUAUAUAUAUAUAUUUUGGUGACGGUGGAUUUUCUUCCAUAACACUUGCAAUUCUCAAAAAUCAACGCGAAUUUUGAGGCACUUUAAACUUGCACUAAAAUUGAAUGGACUAUUCUAAUGGAUUCUAUUCUAAAAAAUUCUGAAGAACAAGUUUUAGAAAUUUAUGAAAAUUUCUUGAAGAGAUUUGAAACUUUGAUUUGUAUGGGUUUUGUUGUAAAAAAAAAAACACAUUCUAAACUUUUUAUUUAGUUUCAUAAACUUGUAAACACGUCGCACUGCUAUUUUCCUGAACACUGUGUGCCAGUUACAUAUCGUCACCUGAAAUGCAAAAUAACGUAACAACAUCGUUACUGAAAUGGAAAAAGUC